AGAACGGCGGGCACACCCCAGCGCCCACGCGGAUGUCUUUUACGGAUCAACAUGGCGGCUUCCAGUGGAAAGUCUGUAAUAUUCGUGUGCUUGGGGAAUAUCUGCAGAUCCCCAAUAGCUGAGGCUGUUUUCAGGAAAAUGGUUACAGACACUGGAGCGGCGGACAAGUGGAGAAUAGACAGUGCGGCAACAUCCACUUAUGAGAUCGGAAACCCCCCGGAUCCCCGCGGCCAGGCUUGCAUGAAGAGACACGACGUGUCCAUGAGGCACGUGGCGCGGCAGAUCACUAACGAUGACUUCAUGACGUUCGAUUAUAUUCUCUGCAUGGACGAAAGCAACAUGAGGGAUCUGAAUAAGAAGGCAAACAGCGUGAAGCAAUCUAAAGCCAAAAUUGAGCUGCUUGGCAACUAUGACCCCGAAAAACAACUGAUAAUUCAAGACCCGUACUAUGGGAGUGAUAAAGACUUUGAGGUGGUGUAUGAACAGUGUGUGAGAUGCUGCAAAGCGUUUCUGGAGCAGCACUCAUAACACACGUGUGCACGUCCCCAGCAGCGCUCCCACCUGAUCACACAGUGCUAGUUGUACUUUAAUCUCUUGCAAACGAUACUGAAGUUUUUCUGUUAGGAAAACACACAGAAUAAACACUUGCAAUGUUUUUGUCUUAAGUGUAAAAUAAGUUGUAAUAUGCAGGUUUGAGCAUCUAUAAACUGAUUUUGUUGACUGUACCGUUCUGUUCAUCCAAAAUAAACUAAUACUGAAAUCA
Triplophysa dalaica is the source of this 763-nucleotide messenger RNA. It is a transcript of the gene acp1, whose product is annotated as acid phosphatase 1. The record is from RefSeq and is a predicted model, not a curated record. Lineage: Eukaryota; Metazoa; Chordata; Actinopteri; Cypriniformes; Nemacheilidae. Gene Ontology annotation, cellular component: cytoplasm. Gene Ontology annotation, molecular function: non-membrane spanning protein tyrosine phosphatase activity; acid phosphatase activity. Gene Ontology annotation, biological process: protein dephosphorylation. The coding region runs from base 52 to 528 and encodes 158 amino acids. The transcript has 6 exons.